Molecule: messenger RNA, 1575 nt
Organism: Aethina tumida (small hive beetle)
Lineage: Eukaryota; Metazoa; Arthropoda; Insecta; Coleoptera; Nitidulidae
Product: tRNA (guanine(10)-N2)-methyltransferase homolog
Exons: 8
Coding region: 160-1569 (469 amino acids)
Biological process (GO): methylation
Cellular component (GO): cytoplasm
Molecular function (GO): nucleic acid binding
Source: RefSeq, a predicted model, not a curated record
AAGACUUGAAAUUUACCACAACAUUAUUGUAACGUAAAUUUAGUUUUUAAAAUUUGAGGCUAAAAUGUUAAACAAAUUUGAGCAGUACUAAAAUACGUCUCAACUAUAGCACACACAGCACCCCUGUUUUCUAACCUAUUUUAACCUAACUUGUUUACAAUGAAUAAAAAUUGGAAAACAUAUUUAUUGUGGUUCGCUCAAGAACACAUUGACUUUAGAUAUGCUGAAAUUGAAUCACUUCUUUCACUUCUGAAAAUUCAAAUGAGAUAUGUUGAGAAGCCCAAUAAAGAUGACCCUUAUUGUAUUGUACAAUUCUCUUCAGAGAAAGAUGUAAAAGAUUUGACUACUCGUUCAGUGUCCUUGCGAAGCACCUUGGAAUUGUGGGCUCAUGCUACAAGUAUUGAAAGUUUACAUGAGAAGAUGAGAAACUAUCCCAACACGUUAAUGGAACCUUAUCUUACUGCUGAUAAAUCAUUUAAAAUAGAAGUUGAGACAUUCAAUAGACAUUUUUCCCAAAAUGAAAAAGUAGACAAACUGGAGAAUUUCAAUUAUUUGCCAGUCCAAGGGCCAGUGAACUUAAAAAAUCCAGAUGUAUUGUUUCAAUAUAUUGAAUAUUAUGGUACAAAGGCAAACAAUCCUCCAGAAUAUCCUUACCAAGUUUUUUUUGGUAGAUGGAUAGCCAAUGGCUUAAGACAACUAAUUAAAAAGUUUUCUUUAAAAACGCGAAAAUUUAUAGGAAAUACAAGCAUGGAUCCUCAGUUGUCACUCUUAAUGGCUAAUCAGGCUAAAAUUAAAGAAGGAGAUUUGGUUUUAGAUCCUUUUGUUGGCUCAGGUUCAUUGCUAGUAGCUGCAGCUCAAUUUGGUGGAUAUGUAUUAGGGGGUGACAUUGAUUAUUUAAUGUUGCAUGCAAAAACAAGACCUUCAAGAAUUAAGCAAAAGCAAAGAGAACAAGAUGAAAGUAUCAAAGCAAACAUGAAACAAUAUAAUUUGGAACACAGAUAUAUAGAUGUUUUAAUUAAUGAUUUUGCAUCAGUUUUUUGGAAUGAUAAACUAAAAUUUGAUUCAAUAAUCACAGACCCUCCAUAUGGUAUAAGAGAAGCCACAGAAAGAGUUGGAACUGAAAAGGAAGACUGCAAAAUUAAAGAAGAACAUUUAUCCACUCACAUUCCUGCAAAAAUUGAUUACAGUAUAUCAAAUCUUUACAGAGACCUCCUAAUAUUUUCUGCCAAAUUCUUGAAAAUUGGGGGGCGAUUAGUUGUUUGGUUUCCUGUAUACAGAGAGGAUUAUAGCGAAGCGGGUUUACCCUCACAUCCAGCUCUAAAAUUGGUUGCCAAUUGCGAACAAACGUUAACAAAAGUAACGUCGCGGCGGUUGUUAACUUUUGAGAAAUAUAGGGAGCCUACAGAAGAAGAAUUAAAAAAACAAAAAAGUAACAUUACAGAUUUUAGAGAAAAAUAUUUCGUCUGCCGGGAAGAAACCAGAAAAGAAAGAAGAAUGCGUGAAGCUAAGAUUAGAGAAGAAAACAGAAUAAAAGCUUUAAAAGAAAUAGAGAAUAAAACGAUUAGUUAAUUUAAA